This is a messenger RNA of Ananas comosus (pineapple), 1428 nucleotides long. Its product is annotated as histone-lysine N-methyltransferase, H3 lysine-9 specific SUVH6-like. The record is from RefSeq and is a predicted model, not a curated record. Lineage: Eukaryota; Viridiplantae; Streptophyta; Magnoliopsida; Poales; Bromeliaceae. Gene Ontology annotation, cellular component: nucleus. Gene Ontology annotation, molecular function: protein binding; histone methyltransferase activity; zinc ion binding.
AAUCGCAAGGGAAGUGACAAAAAGCUCAUUGAUGAUCGUACCAAGGUCAGGAGAAUCCUCUGAUUGUUUCAAUUGGUUUGUAGAAAAGUUGUUGAAAGGCGAAGAAGCCAAGUCAACAAAGGAAUCGGGCAAGAUUGGCAGGAUCGAUCUAGAGGCAGCCGCGGUCCUCAAAAGGUGCAACGAGUAUGUUAACUCUGGUGAAGCAGUAUUAGGAAACGUUCCUGGGGUUGAAGUCGGGGACGAAUUCUACUAUCGGGUGGAGCUCUCUAUUGUUGGACUUCACUGCCCUUAUCAAGGAGGUAUAGAUUCUGUAGUCAAAAACGGUCUACGUCUUGCGACAAGCAUCGUUGCUUCUGGCGGCUACCCUGAUGACAUCGACAGUUCGGAUGUGCUAAUAUAUUCUGGCGCGGGAGGAAAACCCGCAGGUAAGAAAGAAGCGGAAGACCAGAAGCUCGAGCGUGGGAACCUAGCACUCAAAAACAGCAUUGACAUGCAGACACCUGUGAGGGUUAUACAUGGCUUUAAGGAGCAUAAAGGGGGCGAUAGCUCCGAUGGGCGGAUUAAGAUGGUCUCGACGUUCACUUACGCAGGAUUGUACCUUGUUGAGAAGUAUUGGAGUGAGAAAGUGCCCCAUGGUGUUUCUGUUUUUAAGUUCCAGUUGAGACGAAUGCCAGGGCUACCCGAACUUGCCCUAAAUGUAGUUAACAAGACAAAAAGGUUGAAAGUCCGCAAAGGUUUAUGUGUGCGUGAUAUAUCUCAAGGCAAGGAGAAGAUACCAACCUGUGCGGUCAACACAAUCGAUGAUGAGCGGCCGCCGCCGUUUCAAUAUAUCACCAAGAUCAUAUAUCCACCAUGGUAUGCCAACACUCGUCCCAUGGGUUGCGACUGUUCUGGCGGCUGUUCGGAUUCUGCCAAGUGCGCUUGUGCGAUGAAAAAUGGAGGGGAAAUUCCAUUUAAUUUCAACGGCGCUAUUGUUCAGGCGAAGCCACUUAUAUACGAGUGCAGGCCAAACUGCAAGUGUCUGCCGCCGUGCCACAACAGGGUGAGCCAGCACGGUAUCAAAAUACAGCUAGAAAUAUUCAAGACCCUGUCGAGAGGGUGGGGGGUCAGAUCCUUGAGUUCUAUUCCGUCCGGAAGCUUCAUAUGUGAAUCUGUAGGCGAGCUGCUUCAGGAUAAAGAGGCUGAACAGAGGAGCAACGACGACUACCUCUUUGAUAUUAGGGGACUACUCUUAUCCCAACCCUACAAUUUUUCGUCCAAGAAUAAUAAACUUGAUAAUAAGAAAACUCAAAUACUAUUAAAAGUAAUCUAAGCCAAAUUCUAUAGAGUUCGAUUGUGGUGCUUCUAGCAGCACCAAACGCUUGGUUUACCAACUUUUCCACCAUUACAUCUAUUUUUCCAAUCAUUUCUACCUUCAGAUACUUUCAA